AUGGGGAUUCAAGGAUUGCUGCAGUUUAUCAAAGACGCCUCCGAGCCGGUCCAUGUGAGGAAGUACAAGGGGCAGGCGGUGGCCGUGGAUACGUACUGUUGGCUUCACAAAGGCGCCAUUGCCUGUGCUGAAAAGCUAGCCAAAGGGGAGCCGACCGAUAAGUAUGUAGGAUUUUGCAUGAAAUUUGUAAAUAUGUUGCUGUCUCACGGGAUCAAGCCUGUUCUUGUGUUUGAUGGAUGUACUCUGCCUUCUAAAAAGGAAGUGGAGAAGUCCAGACGAGAACGACGACAGGCCAACCUCCUUAAGGGAAAGCAGCUUCUUCGCGAGGGGAAGGUCUCGGAGGCCAGAGACUGUUUCACCCGCUGCGUCAACAUCACGCACGCCAUGGCCCACAAAGUCAUUAAAGCGGCUCGGGCCCAGGGAGUGGACUGCCUUGUGGCGCCGUACGAAGCAGACGCGCAGCUGGCCUAUCUGAACAAAGCCGGCAUUGUGCAGGCCAUCGUCACGGAGGACUCGGAUCUCCUGGCUUUCGGCUGUAAAAAGGUGAUUUUAAAAAUGGACCAGUUCGGAAACGGGCUAGAAAUUGACCAGGCUCGGCUGGGCAUGUGCCGACAGCUCGGGGAUGUGUUCACGGAGGAGAAGUUUCGGUACAUGUGCAUUCUCUCCGGCUGUGACUACCUCUCCUCGCUGCGCGGGAUCGGAUUAGCAAAGGCCUGCAAAGUGCUGAGGCUAGCCAAUAACCCCGAUAUUGUGAAGGUUAUUAAGAAAAUUGGGCAUUACCUCAAGAUGAAUAUCACAGUGCCAGAAGACUACAUCAAAGGCUUCAUUCGGGCCAACAACACCUUCCUGUACCAGCUCGUGUUUGAUCCCGUCCGAAGGAAGCUGGUCCCUCUGAAUGACUACGGAGACGACGUUGACCCCGCGGCCCUGAGCUACGCUGGGCGGUAUAUUGAUGACUCCAUAGCUCUUCAGAUAGCACUUGGAAAUAAAGAUAUAAAUACUUUUGAACAGAUUGAUGACUACAGUCCAGACGCUGCCACACCUGCCCUGUCAAGAAGUCGUAGUUGGGAUGACAAAACAUCUCAAAAACCAUCUAGUGUUGAUAGCAUUUGGCACAGGAAUUACCGCCCUAGGCUUGAGCGGGACGCGGUUCCGGGCGCUACGAGACUGAAGGAGAAUCCAAGCACUGCAGGCAGGGAGCGGGUGAUCAGCACCAGGGGCCUGAACCUGCCCCGGAAGCUGUCCGCGGUGAAACGGCCAAGAAGUGAGGAGCUGUCAGAAGAUGACCUGUUGAGUCAGUAUUCUCUUUCGUUUGCAAAGAAGACCAAGGAAGAUGGCUGCGAAGGCAUUACGUCAUCGAACUUUUCCAAAAUGCCGCUCCCUAACCCGGUGGGUGGGACUACUAUCACCAAAACCCUAAGCACGCCGCCUACGACAAGGAAUAAAUUUGCUGCACUUUUGCAGAAGAAAAACCAAGAAAGUGGUGCCGUCGUGGUCCCUGGGACCAGAAGCAGGUUUUUUUGCAAUUCUCUGGAUUCUAUGGACUGUGUAUCAAAGAAAGCAAGCCCCCAACUUCCAGAUGAAACUGCUGACACAGAUAAAGAGAACAAUCUCAAUGAAUCGGAUUGUCUAAAUGAUAAAGUGGUUGAUCUCAAUGAAUCAGAUUGUGUAGGUGAUAAAGUGGUUGAUCUCAAUGAAUCAGAUUGUCAUGAGAGCAAGGAGCUGGUUGAUCUCAAUGAGUCAGACUGUCUAGAUGAUAAAGUGGUUGAUCUGAAUCAAUCAGAUUGUCUAGAGACCAAGAAGCUGGUUGAUCUAAAUGAGUCAGAUUGUCUAGAGAGCGAAAAGCUGGUUGAACUAAAUGAAUCAGAUUGUGUCGAGAGCAAUGUAGCACCCAACCCACGUGAUCAGACUCCAGAGGGCGGAGCUGUGGUCGCUGGUGAAGAGCCUCGGUCCUUUAAGACCACCGGAUUCACAAGGACCAUCUCCCCACCCCCUCUGGGGACGCUGAGAAGCUGUUUCAGCUGGUCUGGAAGUCUUGGAGAUUUUUCAAGGACUCCGAGCCCCUCUCCGAGGACAGUGUUGCAGCAGUUUCGGAGAAACGGGGACUCCCCCAGCUCCCUGCCCGAGAGGAGGGUCAAGAGUGAGGAGUCAGGAGAUGAUGAAGCGCAUCCCGUACAUGAACUGAGCUGGUCUUCCCGGUCUCAGGGGAGUGCGGAGUUAUCCCCUCACAGCUUCAGUGGGUCCACACUCCCUGGGCUUUCCACCAAGGAUUCCAGCCCAGAGGAAUCUGAUUGCAAUUUUAAGUCACUUGGUAAUCAAGGUAAUCAGAAACCCACGCUACAUGUCUCUCACUUUCCAAAAAAAGACACGCCUCUGAGAAACAAGGUCCCUGGGCUGUAUAAGUCUAGUUCUCUGGACAGUCUCUCUACCACCAAGAUCAGGCCUCUGGUGCCGGCCCGGGCCAGUGGGCUGAGCAGGCGGCCAGCGAGAGGCCAGAAAAGGAAGCAUCACAGCGCCCAUCACAACGCCGAGAACAGGCCGGGGAUGCAGACCAAGAUCAAUGAGCUCUGGAAGAACUUCGGGUUUAGAAAAGAUUCUGAGAAGCUCCCUUCCUGUAAGAAGCCAGAUCCCCUGUCUCCAGUCAAGGAUAACAUCCAGCUCACUCCGGAGACGGAAGAGGACAUGUUCCACAAGCCGGAAUGCGCGCGGGUGCAGAGAGCGAUAUUCCACUGA
Pipistrellus nathusii (Nathusius's pipistrelle) is the source of this 2733-nucleotide messenger RNA. The record is from the annotation of a GenBank genome assembly. Lineage: Eukaryota; Metazoa; Chordata; Mammalia; Chiroptera; Vespertilionidae.